Messenger RNA from Chelonia mydas (Green sea turtle), 3190 nucleotides. RefSeq names its product cathepsin O (gene CTSO). Gene Ontology annotation, molecular function: cysteine-type endopeptidase activity. NCBI's taxonomy places the organism in Eukaryota, Metazoa, Chordata, Testudines, Cheloniidae. Bases 194 to 1201 code for a protein of 335 amino acids. Gene Ontology annotation, cellular component: lysosome. The transcript is spliced from 8 exons. The record is from RefSeq and is a predicted model, not a curated record.
GGAGGCUGCAGACACCUGGUGAAAGUAUCAGUCAGACUAAAGCCGGGGGGGUGGCUCCAGUGAGGCGCGCUCCCAGCGCCGUGCUGCACACACUGCCGCCGCCGGGACAGGAGGAGGCGGAGCCGCCGGAGCCCGGAAAGUGAAAGGGAAACUAGACCCCCGGGUGCUGGCGCGGGGAGCAGCCCCGGGCUCCAUGAAGCUGCUGGGGCUCUGGCUCUUGUGCCGCCUGCUCCCCGGCGGGGGCGGCUCCUCCCCGCGCCCCGCGGGGACCCAGCCAGAGCGGAGCAGCGGCGGCCGCACGGAGUUGCCCGGUUUCCGGAACCUCACCCGGGCUCGCUGGGGCGGCGGGGAUGGGCGGGAGGAGGCCGCCCUGCGGGAAAGUAUUAAAAGAAUUAGGCGUUUGAAUUCUUUAUCAUCAGGUGACAACAUGACUGCUUUUUAUGGAAUAAAUCAGUUUUCUCACUUGUUUCCUGAAGAUUUUAAAGCUAUUUAUUUAAGAAGCACACCUUACAGAGUUCCCAGGUACACAGAAGUGCUGAAGAGAAAGGAAACACUGUUACCAACAAAGUUUGACUGGAGGGACAAGAAUGUUGUCACCCAAGUGAGAAAUCAGCAAACAUGUGGAGGCUGCUGGGCUUUCAGCAUUGUGGGUGGAAUAGAAUCUGCCUAUGCAAUCAAAGGGAAUAAUCUGGAAGAACUCAGUGUACAACAGGUCAUUGACUGUUCAUACAACAAUUACGGCUGCCAUGGUGGCUCUACUGUUGGUGCUCUCAGCUGGCUGAAUCAGACACAAGUAAAAUUGGUGAAAGAUUCUGAAUACACUUUUAAAGCUCAAACUGGACUGUGCCAUUAUUUCCAGCCCUCUGAUUUUGGAGUUUCAAUCACAGAUUAUGCUGCGUAUGACUUCAGUGGCCAGGAAGAUGAAAUGUUAAAGAAGCUUGUUAACUGUGGACCGUUGGCAGUGACAGUAGAUGCAGUUAGCUGGCAGGAUUAUCUGGGUGGGAUCAUACAGUAUCACUGCUCCAGUGGAAAAGCAAAUCAUGCUGUUCUUAUCACUGGUUUUGAUAGAACAGGUAGCAUCCCUUACUGGAUUGUACGCAACUCGUGGGGACACACAUGGGGAAUAGAUGGUUAUGCCCAUAUUAAAAUAGGUAGUAAUGUCUGUGGUAUAGCAGACACAGUUUCAUCUGUGUUUGUUUGACACUGACUGGCCGAACAAAAAAGCACCCUGCUAGUAGUCAUUUGGCAGAUAACAGGAUUCUGUAAAUUUACACUUCUUCAAUAUGAAGAUAUUUUACUUCAAAAUUUUAAAAAAUGAUUUUUGUAUGAGGGGUUGGUCUGCUGGGCAUUACAGACAUGGCACAUCCGGAAUUCAGGAAGAUGCUUCAGCUUCCAGAGUCUGUGCCCCUAAAUCUGAGUGGGGCUGCACAGACAACUCUGCAGAAUACCAUACACUUGACCCUCUGUUCUGAGAAAGAAAGAAAGAAAGAUGAAACAAGGGUCACACUGUGGUGGUCAGUUUGGAAGUUUGAGCUUUACGCAACGCCUACUGAAAUAUUUGAAAUGGGAACCCUAGAUGGAAGACAUGAAGCAAUGGAAGUUUCUCGGUCCCAAAUAAUACCCACUGACAAAUCCUGGCAGUGAGUCCUAGAAUGUCACUAAUGUCACAAUUGGUUCAGAAUGAAAUGGAACAAGGGAAGAAAUGACAGAAGAUAAUGUUGUUUGCUGGAGGUUUUCAAUCCAGAAAUCUAGCAGUAUGACAGGGUGCAGUCUGAAGGCACUUUAAUAUGAGGAGAAACAUGAUGUGUCUAUCCGUUUCCUCCUCUUUUAUUUUCAAAAACCUUGUGUGAAAUGACAAUUCUUUAUCACUCCUGUACUUUCUGAAGUGCCUGAAUUGGCUUUUCUUGUAACUUUGUUUGAUAGCAGGUGCUGUUUGCACCAGCAUGGACUUUCUCUCUUUCUUCUGCUUUCUCUGCCUCUCCUCUUACGGGCCACUCUGCAUUAUAUACCUAAACAAGCAGGUUGCAACCACAUUAUAAUCUCUCUGAACAGCUCACUUGUAUUAUGAAGGCUAAAAGAAGCAGGGGGAAGGAAAGAGAGCAUACCAAAUAGUGAUGGAACCAUCAAAAUGUAUAUAUGCCUUCUUGUGUAACCAUGCAACUUCAUCUCUGCUCACCCUCUCCCUUUGAGUGUGUUUGACCCUCAUCUUUCAUGUCUUAUUAAAUCUAGUUUUUGUGCUCUUCAAGGCAGGACAUUUUGGGCGGGGGGGGGAAGUGCCAGGGCAUUUUGGAGAAUUCAGAAUGGAUUAAUAGUUCUUGUCUUCCCAUGUACUUGAUUACCUGUUAGUUCAGAGAGCGCUUAGCCAAUUAGGGGUACUGCAAUAACCAACCUGAGAUACAAAAGCAUAUCUGCUGUACCCUCUCUUUGCAUGUAAGGUUGCAAAUGGGCCAUUUCAUUCUUUAAAAAGUGUUGGAGUAGCACCUGCUUCAGUCUUCUCUCUCUACCUCCAUUAAUUACACUUCUGCCAAAGCAAAAGGGAAAGUCAGACUAUGAUUGUCAUAGCUAAAAUAUGCCUAUAAUUCACUAAAUUUGUGUUUUACAUAUUAAUAUCUGUCUUCCAACAGUCCAUCCUCUUCCAGGGCUAAUCAUCAGUUGUCGCUAGUUAUUAGCAGGAGAAUGAAGAACAGCUACUGAGAUAUCUCAUUUUCUCUCUGUAUUUCCCCAACCAGCACCUUUAACUGACUUAUCACAGAGAUCAUCCCACUAGCUACAGAUUGCUGGAUUCAUUUCUGUACAAGACCCAUUUAUUUCUGCCCUUCUCCCAUGUGUUGGUCGGAGGAAAUCUCUGCAACGUGAUUAUAAAGGCGUUGAACUUUUUGAUAUGCAGAACAUAAGAGUAGAAAGCAAUGUCAUUUCUGAAUUUUAAAGCAUUCCAGUAUCAUAUAUUUAUUUAGUAACUUUUGUGAAUUUUUGUUUUUCUUGUCUGUGGUAGUCUGUUUUUGCUGUGCAGAAAUAAUUGUGAAUCAAUAGUUACACUUUUUAUAAAAACAGAUCUGUAACUUUUAGUUGAAUUGUGAAGAGAUUUUUACAAAUAUUUUGCACUAUGUUCACUUUGAACAGGUUUGCUAAUUACAGUGUUGAAUAUGUGUUUUAACAAUAUUCUUUCUAAAUAAAGAAUUUUGAACAUUCA